This is a messenger RNA of Elaeis guineensis (African oil palm), 1983 nucleotides long. Its product is annotated as protein NRT1/ PTR FAMILY 5.8. NCBI's taxonomy places the organism in Eukaryota, Viridiplantae, Streptophyta, Magnoliopsida, Arecales, Arecaceae. Gene Ontology annotation, molecular function: transmembrane transporter activity. Gene Ontology annotation, cellular component: membrane. The record is from RefSeq and is a predicted model, not a curated record. Gene Ontology annotation, biological process: transmembrane transport.
ACGAUGCGUGUGGGAGUCUAUCAGAGGCCACUAAACGUAGAAAGCAGCAUUCUCUUGAUCAGUGAGAGGCUUAAGCAAAAGCAUGUAUGAAGAUGUGAAGUGUUAGUUUUGUUUAUUCGUUUAGUUUGCAAAAGGAAGGAGCAAUGAAGCUGAAUGGUCUCUAGCCUGCAUAUUCUGCUGAUAGGUGGCAGUUUUCAUUUGCAAUCUCUCUCUCCUUCCUUCUGUCAUGGCUUUGGAGAAGAGAUCAACAGGGCUCAGCAAGUCAUGUGUUCUCAUUAUAGUGGUGGCUGGUGUGGAGAGAUUUGCGUACAAGGGAGUGGCUUCCAACUUGGUGACUUACCUUACUGAUGUGGUGAAGAUGAGCACAUCUUCAGCUGCGAAAAGUAUUAGCACUUGGGUUGGACUCACAUCGAUGCUUCCCCUUGUAAGCGCCAUCCUCGCCGAUUCUUACUGGGAUCGUUACUCGACCAUCACGGCAUCUUCCUUGCUCUAUGUCAUGGGCUUGGUGGGAUUGACCUUAUGGGCAUUACUCUAUGCAUGGAUGCCAGCUUCAUCCUUGUUUAUUCCUCUCUACUUGAUUUCAAUAGGACAAGGUGGAUACAACCCAUCAUUGCAAGCAUUUGGAGCAGAUCAACUGGAGAUCGAGGAAAAUUUGCCUUGCAGCAAAGAAGAUAAAACGAACAAAAAGAGUCUGUUCUUCCAAUGGUGGUACUUCGGCAUAUGUGGUGGAAGCCUCUUGGGAAAUUCUAUCAUGUCUUACAUUCAAGACACCUUAGGUUGGGGUCUUGGGUUCGCCAUCCCCACCGGUGCCAUGGCAAUCUCAGUGGCAUGUUUCUUAUGUGGUGCUCGUUUUUAUGUGCACAAGCAACUCCAACUCAAUAAUAAUAGGCCUAAACAUAACAUAGUUCAAGCUCUAAAGGCUGCUGCAAAAAAUAUCAUAAACCGGAGACUCCGCCUACCAUCCAGAGAUGAUGACAUCGCAGAACUUGAGUUGCAAGAGAAACCACUCAGAGAUGACUUCAGUUGUUCAAAAGCUUUGGAUACAGACCAAAUUGCCACUGUGGAUGAACCACCUAGUGUCACUAAAACAAUUCUGAGGCUCUUGCCCAUUUGGACAAUGCUCCUUAUGUUUGCAGUCAUCUUCCAACAGCCAGCAACUUUCUUCACAAAACAAGGGAUGAUGAUGAAGCACAGCAUUGGAAAAUUUGUGAUCCCUCCUGCAAUGCUUCAGAGUUCCAUCACCAUCUCAAUAAUACUGCUGAUGCCUCUUUAUGAUAAGCUCAUAAUCCCAUUCCUGCGCGUAUUUACUCGCGACGAGAAUGGGAUAACCGUGCUUCAAAGGAUCGGGAUAGGCAUGUGUCUUUCCAUUGUUGGUGUGGUUGUAGCAGCAUUUGUUGAAUCCAAGAGGCUGGGGAUUAUGAAGGAAGGGGUUGAAUCCACAUCAUUAAACACUCAGCUGAGCAUCUUUUGGUUGCUACCUCAGUACAUUCUACUGGGAAUCUCUGAUGUUUUCACAGUCGUUGGAAUGCAAGAGUUCUUCUACAUGCAAGUCCCUUCUACGAUGAGAACUAUUGGCAUAGCGCUUCACCUCAGUGUCUUCGGUGUGGGCAGCUUCCUUGGUGCUCUGCUGAUCUCGGUCGUGGAGCUGACGACCAGUGCAAAUGGGAAAAACCAUGGCUGGUUAUCUGAUGAUAUAAGGGAAUCUCGGCUUGACAACUACUAUUGGUUUCUGGCUGUGUUAAGCUUCAUUAGCUUUCUUAUUUUCGUAAACUUAUCUAGACGCUACCAAGGUUCCAAUGCUUCUGCAAAAUGACUCGUUGGUAAGUAUUUUAUUUGAAGUGUCGAACAAAUUUGUACAGUUUUUUGAUACAAUGUGGAGAAAGAGUUUUUUGCUGUAUCCUUUGAUUAAUCUUCUUGUAUCUCUCGACAAUUUUAUUGUCGAAGGAGGAUUAGAAUAAUUUCAUACUUCAUAUAUUCAGUCUU